Molecule: messenger RNA, 528 nt
Organism: Fomitopsis serialis
Lineage: Eukaryota; Fungi; Basidiomycota; Agaricomycetes; Polyporales; Fomitopsidaceae
Product: NLI interacting factor
Exons: 5
Molecular function (GO): protein serine/threonine phosphatase activity
Source: RefSeq, a predicted model, not a curated record
AAGACCCUCGUGCUCGAUCUGGACGAGACUCUCAUCCACUCAACGUCGAGGCCGAUCUUGUCGGCGUCGGGAGCUUGCCAUGUUGUGGAGGUCAUGCUUGGAGGUCGUAGUACGCUCUACCAUGUCUACAAGAGGCCGUUUGUGGACUAUUUUCUGAGGAAGGUGUCUACGUGGUAUACGCUCGUUAUAUUCACGGCGUCUAUGCAAGAGUAUGCCGAUCCUGUCAUUGACUGGUUGGAUGCUGGCAGGGGCAUCCUGACUCAUCGGUUCUUCAGAGAGUCAUGUACACAACUGCCAAGCGGGUCGUACACAAAAGACCUGUCCGUCGUCGAAGCAGACCUGGCCCGAGUUUGUCUCAUAGACAAUUCACCAGUAUGUUAUAGUAUCAACGAAGCAAACGGCAUACCCAUAGAGGGAUGGACGAAUGACCCGCACGACGAGGCGUUACUGGACCUUCUGCCCGUCCUUGAUUCACUUCGCUUUACAAGCGAUGUCCGGCACGUCUUAGGGAUUCGUGGUUUCUCAUGA